AUGUUGACAUGUCUUCCUGAAAUCGUUCUCGAUGAUCUUGCUGCUCCAGCUUCAAAACGACGGCGACUGGAUACACCGCGUACGGGAGGCGUCGCUGUCAAGAGCGCUUGCGAUGCAUCCCAAUGGAAUCCCUCAGCGCAAACAACACCAGUACCGUCUACCGGCGCAAUCACAGAAGAGAUAUGCGAGAGCACCUUGGUGUGUUAUGGCAUGAUAUCUGAUCUGAUUGUAAAUGUUCAUCCCCAUCACGUCGCCUCUUCUGUUUCGACCCAACACCCGACUCGCUUCGAACCUCCUCGCGCACUACAUUAUGGUAUCACCGAUACGCCAAUCGGACGACUAGACGACUAUGGGGGCGAGCUGUUACGGAGGCUGGUAGCCGACAACGAGCUCACCUUACAAUACGUACUGUCGUCGGCUCCACUCGCUCCCACGACCGAAAGAAAGUUACCCCAGAAUGCUUCACAGUUUCUUGGAGUCAUGAUAUAUGGCCCCAGACGCCGCUUCAGUGACGUCGGCGAUUUCAUGACCCAGGCUGGCUGCUACUUGGAUGACCCUGUCGGCUGUGACUGGAACGUCCCCUACAUGAACCCUCAAUGUUUGUUCAGCCUUCACGAACGACCACCAAUGACGUUUGAAUUGUUACCGUUGCAGCAACCACACAUCGACAAUUUUACACGAGCUUCCUUCGAUAUUCUGUCUGCUUUCGAGACUACUGAUGAUCUCGAGUUAUCAGCUAACCCGACUGCUCUGCGUACCGAACUAAAACUAUCGCAGUUCAAGCGACGAUCCCCAUCUUACGUGUGGGACUUCUAUAGAAUCAACUCUGAUAGUGGUGCCGCUGAGCUUAUUCAGUGUCUGGGAAUCACAAAUACGAAGGCAUGUCGUCGCAAACUGUGCGAAUCGCGCUUGCUGACCCCCACCAGCCAUGUGCAUGACGACAGGUUGACAUGGUUCAUACACCAUGGUAAACAGAAAUUCAAGCUGAAGAACAAGAAAAGGCCGCCCGAAAUAGUGUUCACUACGUACCAGACCAUCGAGAGAGAAAGUCGUCGUGGCGUUCAGAGUAGCGACUCCAUAUUAAAUCACCACUGGAGACGCGUGAUACUCGACGAGGCACAUACGAUACGCAAUCACAAAACCUCGACUGCGCAAGCAAUCGCCGCACUACGAGCAACGUCGAGAUGGGCAGUCUCAGGGACCCCGAUCCAGAAUAGCCUGCUCGACUUCCAUGGCCUCUUCAGAUUCCUCCAUUUUUCGCCGUACGACGACCCGAAGGUCUUUGAUGACGACAUUUCAAAUAUGUGGCGCGUGAAACCCGUCAACGAGGCCGCUGAGACGUUCAAAAGACUGCUUUCAUGCGUCAUGUUACGCCGGACAAAGGCUAUUUUGGAUCUGCCUUGUAGAGAUGACAAACUGAUGCGUGUGCCAUUCAGUCACGAGGAGAAGGAACAUUACCGCCAAAUCGAACAACCUGUUGUUGAUAUGCUGGAUCGCACUACAGAAAGUGGUGGCCACACCCACGUACCAUGGAUGAAUGCUAUUCAACAGAUCAACAAACUUCGUCUUGUUUGCAACCUAGGAGUCUUCGUUCCUUCACAAUCCAACUGCUUCCCACAGCCCGGAAAUAUUGAUGAGAAGACAUCUGUCAUGAACGCCCGCUACUCGAUGGACGGUGGAUCAUGUGAACUGUGCUUGCAGCCAGUCGAAACCUUAACAUUUGGCAGUGGACUCCGGGAUACUACGCAGCCACAGGUCUACUAUUCAGCCUGCAGCAAAUUUUACUGCGCUGAUUGUGCCGCGUCCCUUCAAUAUCGCUCAGCCGAUCCGUGCGCCUGUAUGGAGCAGUCGCCAUCCUGUCAGCUCCGUCCUCUGGCGUCCUUUUUAUUUACCCCUAGUCUCACGCCCACUGAAGGGCUCUCCCCUUCCUCAAUUGAUUGGGACCAUAGCAAUGAUAUUUCAAGCAAAGUAUGGGCGCUUGUCUCGCAGAUCAAGUCGCGUCCACAAGAAAAGCAUGUCGUUUUCUCAUCCUGGACAUCAAGUCUCGACAUGGUAGAAAAAGCGCUUCGGUGUGAUCCAAAUAAUAUCAUUCAAUCAGUCCGGAUCGAUGGCACAGUACAGUCGAAACACCGCAGUCACGCUAUACAACAGCUCCAUGACGACCAAAGCAUACGCGUCAUACUGAUCACGAUCGCUUGUGGUGCUUGUGGUUUGGACCUAACGGCGGCUUCGACAGUACACCUUCUCGAACCUCAAUGGAACCCGUCUCUCGAGGAUCAAGCACUUGCACGAGUCCAUCGUCUAGGACAGACUCGUCCUGUGACAACCAUACGCUACGUCAUGGAAGACUCUUUCGAAGAGCACGUCCUCAAAAUCCAAGAUCGCAAAAAGCUACUCGCCACCACUUUACUAUCAAACAGCUCUUCCCUCGAGAGCCUGCGUCGAUUGCUCCACGAAAGAAAGGAUGGCGCAGAUUUCAAACAAGGCGCAACGACGUCUUAA
Molecule: messenger RNA, 2502 nt
Organism: Alternaria atra
Lineage: Eukaryota; Fungi; Ascomycota; Dothideomycetes; Pleosporales; Pleosporaceae
Exons: 10
Coding region: 1-2502 (833 amino acids)
Molecular function (GO): ATP-dependent chromatin remodeler activity; ATP binding
Source: RefSeq, a predicted model, not a curated record